AUGUAUUUUUGUGAAGACCAUUUUGAUUUACCAAACGAUAUGGAGAACUACAUGGAGUACCAUGUUAUGGGGUCUGUGUUAAAAAUACGGCUAAAACCUGGUUGUAUCCCAAGUAAAUUUAAAUGCCACGCCCAUAUAAAUAAGCGAACAUAUGGUGGUAAAAUACGACCGUACAGUCUUAAAAAACGAAAGAUGAUGCCAAUCGAAGAGUGCAUAGGUGAAUCAGUACAGAGCAAAGCGGAUUCUGACAAGUCCCAGGUUCAAACCGAGCCCACACCAGUCAUAGCCAACGGCACAUCGGAACACACACAAGAGGUUAAACAGGCGGAUCCGGUUCAAGCGCCCGAAACGGGCGGCGGGGAAGCCCCGGAACCCGUCAGUUUGUCACAAGAAAUCUCACCAGUCUCCGAAUCCACAGUAGUAGAAAAGCCAAGCGAAAUCAAACCUGAACCGGAAGUGAGUAAGGAAGACAUUAAAACCGAGCCACAAGGUACUCCAGCCGAACUAGAAGUUGCAACGCAGAGUCAACCAACAGUCGAUGGAGAUUGGCAGCAACGCGAAACGGAACUGCUGAAGAAGAUCGAGCAGUUGGAGAAGGUCAAGAGCGAGAGGUCAGAGGAUGGUCUGCGAUUGGAGUUGAAGGUGCGCGAGGAGGAAAUCGACCUGCUGAAGGCGAGGGUGAGGAACCUGGAGACGGAGCUGCAGGCGGCGCUCUCCAAGCCGAGCGGCAAGAACCACGAGCUGGUGGAGAAGAUCAAGCAGCAGCACGAGGAGCUGCUGAGCAAGGCGCGCGGCAUGAUCUUCGACAAGACGAAGAUGGUGAAGAACCAGGAGCUGCAGAUCGAGGCGCUCACCGCGCAGGUGCAGUCGCUCAAGGACAUCAACCUCAUCACCAAGGACCUGCUGCAGAUCAGGAACGCGGAGGUCAAGGCCAUGGAGGAGCGGUUCCAAGCCAUGGAGGCGCGCUUCAAGGCGGAGAAGGAGCGCUACGGGCUGGUGCUGCAGAGGGCCCACACCAGCACCACCAUCAACGACGACCUGCGCAGGGAGUACGAGACGCAGCUGGCCAUCUUCAAGGAGCUGCGCGAGAAGUACGAGCUGAGGGUGCAGGCGCUGGUGGAGGAGAACGGCCGGCUCAAGGAGGCCGCCAAGGCCACCACCUCCGGA
This is a messenger RNA of Iphiclides podalirius (scarce swallowtail), 1167 nucleotides long. Lineage: Eukaryota; Metazoa; Arthropoda; Insecta; Lepidoptera; Papilionidae. The record is from the annotation of a GenBank genome assembly.